UCCGGUGGCGCCAGCUUAGUGACACCACCCCUACUCGGAGUCAGCCUCACGCCCCAGUGCCUUGACCCCUGCCUGGGAGGCUGAAUGGGGGCCGGGGAAACUUAGGCCCCGCCCGCUCUCGGCCAGCCGUCCGCGGGGCGUGGGCUGGACACCCCUGCAAAGCACAUCGACUGAAAUCGGUUGACCGCGAGGGAGAAGCUGCGCUCACGCCGUGCGGUGGGUGCCUGCAGCCUGAACCGCCGGCCCCCCUCUUUCCUGGGGCGCAGAGCUGUGAUCUGAUGGACUCCGCGGGCCCCGCACGCCGGACCCGCCCGCCCGCCCGCCCUGCACUGCCAGCCUGGAUGUGUCUCAGCGCCGCGACAAGUGCACCCCCGGCCCCGAGCCAUGGCUAGUCCGCGGCGCGGCCGACCCUGCUGCAUCCGGGCCGCGCUCAGUGCCACCAGCACCAGGGCCGGCUUCUGGAGGAGGCGGAGAAACGCGCUGCAUCGCCUCAAGGCCCAUCCCAAGAGGGGCCACGUGGACCUGGCUGACGGCGUCUGGAGAGAGCUCCUAGAUCCUCACGCCGGCUGGGAGGACCCCCCGGCUCCCCUGGCCCGCAGCCUCAAGGACCGGUCUCCGGGGGACCCGCCCUGCCACCGGCCUUCACACGCGCCGAAGCCCAGGAGUCCGGUCCACCCAGAAGACUCUCUCCGGUCGGACGUGCCCGGCCCCCUCGUGAGAGCUGCCGGGGGGGCCCCGGUGCCCCCGGGGGCCGAUGAUGGGGACAUGCAGCCCGUGGAGGCUGGCGGCCCCGGGGCGGCUGCGCCUCCGGACGGCCCGGGGGUGAUGGAGGGAGACUGGGGGCCCCCCCUCCCGGCCGCGGCGUCCCCGGAGCCCGGCCGCUGCGCGCAGGGCAGGGCCCGGGUGUCACGGCAGCCGCCCCGACUCGGGAGUGAGAGGGACAAGGGGCACCGGCUCUCCCUGUCCAAGAGGAAGCUGGAGCUCUUCCUCUCCGAGCCCGAGAAGAGGAAGAGGCGGCGGCAGCACGCAGCCUAGACCCAGGCCCACACCACGAGCGCCACACGGCCCCGCCCUCCGCUCGGCCGCGGUCCACAGCCCACGCUGGUCCUGGCACCAAUAAAAGGGGGUCCUCCCAAGGACAGAGCCAUGGGUCCCUCCGGCGGCUGGGGGUGCACGGGCCCUGGGGGUGCACGGGCCCUGGGGGGUGGUGCCUCUCCCCCACGGGACACUGGUGCAGUGGAGCCGGUCCCACGGGCCAGGGCUCUGGUUCUGAGUCCCCACCCCUGCCCCCUUGGGUCCCCCUUCCUGCCGGCGAGGACGGGUAGGGCUGUGGCUGCUGCAGGGCGAGUGGGGGUCCCAGCAGAGGGGCCCCCUCAGACCCCAUGGACAGAAUGAGGGAGGGGCCGGACCUGUGUGUGGUCUCUCGGGUGUUUGGUUGAGAGGCAAGUAGGCACUUUGGGGCUCCUUGCUGGGCCCCAUGUGGCAGCCCCUGGUGGCGGAGCUGCUACCCUGGUCCUGGUGGCCGACACCCAGGGGGUGGGCGGGGGUCUCCACGGCAGCCUAAUGCCUCUGCGUGGGCCCUGGCUGCAGCAGGUCCUGGCCCCGUGGGGCACAGCUCCAUGUCCCUCCCAGCAACUGGGACCCCCACCCCCACCCCCAGUGGGGGGGGCUUGAGGGGGCCAGGCGGACUCGCACCUCCUCGGGGACGAGCCUGCCGCACAGAUGCUGAGAAUGCCCCUAGGCUGCGUCGGAAGUGCGGGGGAGACGGGCACGGUUUUCAUCAGAGCACAGCUGUGUGACAGCCCUCAGGCCACCCGGCAUCUCUCAAGGAACGUUCCAGAAGAAUGAGGUGGGGCUCUGGCUCCCGUCUUGGCCCGGGGACGUUGGACCCGGCGGCUCCACAGAAGCUGGGGUUGGGUCAGGGCUUGAGUGCCCGGGCAGCACUUGGGGCGCGGGUCCCAGGCUCACGGGCGCCCGCUGCGUGAGUUUUGUUGCAGGGCCUGCGCCUGCGCCCACACGCCCCCCAGCCCCCAACCCGGGAGGGAGUUCAUGCUCACGCAGUGGCCACGCCCCGUGAGGGCAAACAGCACUCCGCGAGCCAGCU
Phyllostomus hastatus (greater spear-nosed bat) is the source of this 2104-nucleotide messenger RNA. RefSeq names its product U1 small nuclear ribonucleoprotein C-like. The transcript is spliced from 6 exons. The record is from RefSeq and is a predicted model, not a curated record. Bases 385 to 1035 code for a protein of 216 amino acids. NCBI's taxonomy places the organism in Eukaryota, Metazoa, Chordata, Mammalia, Chiroptera, Phyllostomidae.